AUUUUCCCGAGGGUUCUAUAGUCUGUCCUCUAUAUAGUCUGGCAGGGGGAAGCCUAACGAUUAGGGUUAUUGUGAGUUAUAGCACGAAGCUUUUCUACUGUGAAAUCUCUGUUCUAUUCGUGCCUCUGUGCUUCCAAUCUUUGAGCUAUCAGCGAGUCGAUUGCUCAGAAGGAUGAUAUACGACGUGAACUCACCACUAUUCAGGUCUUUCCUCUCACAGAAGGGAGGUGCUACUGCGGAAAAAAGGAAAAAUGAAGACCAGAAGCCUAAGGAGCAGAGGCCAAAGGCGAGUGAGAACAAGCCAGUGAUGAAUGAAUGAAACUAAAAAGGAACUUCUUGUUAAUAUGGUUUUAUGUUUGAGCCAAAAAAUAAUGGAACCAUUUUAAUAUGUAACACAGAAAGCUUGAAACUUGUUUUCUGGCAAACUCAUUUACCAUUGUGAUGUUUAUUUGUUCUAAAAAAUUUAAGAAAAGUCAUCAGCUUUAAUUUUCUCA
Cryptomeria japonica (Japanese cedar) is the source of this 494-nucleotide messenger RNA. Its product is annotated as wound-induced basic protein. Lineage: Eukaryota; Viridiplantae; Streptophyta; Pinopsida; Cupressales; Cupressaceae. The transcript is spliced from 2 exons. The record is from RefSeq and is a predicted model, not a curated record. The coding region runs from base 173 to 319 and encodes 48 amino acids.